UUUCACUCUUGUUUUUAAAGUCCGUGAAUAGAUGUUCUGAAAUCUUAAUGAAAGAUUCUUUUAUAUAUUCAUCAUCUGUAAACUGCUUCCCGUGCCUGACUAUUUCCUGAGCGGCAAUAUAACUGGCGUAUGUCGUUGAUUUUCCAGACUUCAUCCAUUUCUGGAAAUGAUUUUUGCUCAGAUCAACCUUCCGCAUCAGUUCCGAAACGGCUUUUUUUUCUCUCAUCUCCAUCCGGAUAUUUUUGAGCAAAGGCUGCGUGUUUAUUCUGGAAAUGCGUUGCGACAUUUGACUUUUUGUUGUUUGCUAGUUUCUCAUUGCAUAUUAAGCAUACCGGUAAACCAGUCUCGUCAACAGUGAAAGCAAAUUAAUCUGUCCACGUAUCAUUAAACGUUCUGUUUUCUUCAGUCACUUUUCUUUUUUUAGAAUUCUCCAUAGUUGGCUUACCUUGGAUCGAAAAAUUAAAGAAAUCGCGCACUGGCGGGUGUCAGGUAUUGGCAGUGGUGACGUAUAUUAAUAGCGAUAAAAACACGUUGUAGCGGUGUGCUCACGCAGUCAGUAAACUGCAGUCGAAUAACUUUAUUCGAACUAAACAGCCUUGCUUUUAAGCCUCCCUCAACCCAGCCCCCAUGGACGCAGAUGCUGCAAAAGACGCGUACUCACAAACCCCCGUAGGCUAUCUCCCUUAGCCGGAACGGUGGCUAAUUGUGAGCCGUUUCGGAUGUGCCAGGAAAUGUGUCGCCACACUUAGAUUGUACAAGAUCACCAUAAUCUUCAAAUUUAGAAUUACAUUUCAAAAGCUAACAAACUAACAUAAAAUACAUUUUAAUUAAAUACUGACCAAUUAUUUCCCAAAGCCACAGGGAGCCGCAGCACAGAGGUGAAAGAGCCACAAAUGGCUCGGGAGCCGCAGGUUGCCGACCCCCGGUUUAGGGGGUUUGUUAGUUGGCCGAUCUUCAUCUUGAAGUUAAAAAGUAAGGGUGGUUGAAUGGAGACUACAUGUGGUUGAACACCAUAAUUUGGCCAAUCACAUCAAUAAUUAUGGCAAUUCAGUCUUCCUUCAUGUUUACAUUAAAAUGUUUUAUAUGCAAAUUAGUGAAUUGAUAAUUCAUAUGAUGUAGCUAUUACACCAUGCUCAGAGCACCCAUCCACCUGGCUUCACCUGUCAAGUUCUGGCUAUCCUUCCCUUCCUCACCUUUUUAUUCUGGCAACUUCCCCCUUUCUUUCCAGUCCUGAAGAAGGGUCUCAGGUGAACUGUUGACUAGCAUUAGUUGUUUGUGUUUGUGUUUUUUUAAAAAAGCAGUGAUUUUUGAGAAAUAAGCAAUAAGACAAUUCAGAAUGAUUUUGCUCGCAGUGGUUUCAAGCAUUCAGGCUUGGAAAUGCCAAAAAUGGCCAAGAGUGAAAUGAAGCAAUUUCACUACUUCAGUGAGUUAGGAACUGCGAAGAAUUUGAAGGUAUCAAUAGUCUUCUUGAAUGUUACAAUGAAAGUGAAGACUUGGAGGAUGCAGUUGAUAGCAUUGUCCAUUAUCUGUACUAGGAGUCUGAGCUGAUUUUGUUCAUUGUGUACACUGAAUGAACUAUACACAGUACAGAACUGUAGUAGUAUAGUACUACUGGUAGUGUUCUGAUUUGUUCUCUGUUUCAUUUGAAUACAUAAUUUGUUAUUCAGUUUGUCUUUUUUUUUUAAUUCCUUUUAACUAUUUUGUUGAAACUUGGGCUAACUGGGACAGGUGCUUAAUUGGGCCAAAAUGUCUGAUGUGUCCCAAUAAACUGGAAUCCACUUUAUUUGCAAUUCUGCAAACAGAAAUGCUAAUCAUUAAUACACUUAAUGUUGUUCAAAGUUGCAAGGAAACAUAGUAACAAUAUCCAAAUUAUUUGUAAACUAGAUUUGAAAUCUUAAUCCAAUAUUAAUUAUUGCUAUUUUCAUAAUCUCUAAAUUGUAUAUGUAGAAUUUAUUAAACUUUUACUAAAAUGUAUAAGGCUUGUAAAAAUGAAACAAUUGUGGAUGCAGAUUUUUUUUUUGAGGAAGCAGUAAGAAAGUGGCCUAUAGCAGUUUAAUCCAGAUAUCGAUUGUAAUUGUUUUUGCUUGCAUUGCAAUUAUUAACAACUGCAGCAUUUGCAUUUUAUAAGAGCCUUUGUUGCAGGAACAUACAGAAUCUUUAAUAUUUAUAACCAAUAUGUAUUCCGUGCACGAGUAGUUUAUAUAGUGGUUGUAGGCACAGGGCUUCGGGCUCAAUAUGCAAUAUUAACUUGGCAGUUUGCAAGUCAGCUGGAAGGAAAAUAAAUGGGCCAUCCAGUCACUUUGUUGAAGGAAUGAAAAUAGUUCAUGCAACGCAUCUCCCAAAUAAAAUCCCAUAUGGUUAAUAUGUUAAAACUAAAGUGUCACAAAUGUAAUCCUUUCCUAUGACAUUUUAAUACAUCUUUAUUUAUACACUGAAGGUGGGAUGAUGUGAAUGUGUGGGUGCGGGACCUGCAAUUGGAAAAUAAUGUCACAGUGUUUCAAAUUACCAUAUUGUGCUGUUGGCUGUUCCAGGCAGUGAUAAGCACAGCUGCUUCAGGCAGCGGCAUGAAAAAUAGUCACGAACUUCAAAGCGGAAACAUUUCCAACAUGUCUGUCAAACUGUGAUGAUAAGGCAGGACACAUUUCUUAAAAUAUUCAACUGUGAUUCUUUAGAAAAAAAUUGACAUCCAACAGUAUUCUCAGGGAUUCAUUAAGUGGGUCCGUGAAAAACCGAUUGCUGAACAUUUAGACUGCAGGUAAAAUUGCGCUACCUCGUUUAAUCUGUUAAAAUCAGCAACAAUUGAAACACUUUCAGUUUUGUAUGGAGCAACUGAAACUGAUUUUUGUGGUACAAAUCCCUUUUAUACUAAUACUUUGGUGACCCACUUGUACCUCAGAGCAUUGAGCUUCUGAGUAAGGAAGUCAUGGUGCAGUUAUAUUAAAGUUUAGGGAGCACUUGGCUAAUUGUGUGCAGUUCUGGUUGCCCUGGUGCAAGAAGGAUGUGGAAAGGGUGCAGAAACUGCUUGGAUUAGAGGGUAUGAGUUAUAAGGGGAGGUUGUACUAACUUGUUUGCUUUCUCUGGAGCAUCAGAGUGUGAGGGGAAACCUGAUACAAGUUUAUAAAUUGAAGCAUUCAUAGGGUGGAUAGUCAGAAUCUUUUUGCCAAGGUAGGAGUAUCAAAUGCUAAAGGACAUCUUAAGGCGAGGUGAGGGGUGAAUUCUAAAGGAGAUGUGCUGGGCAAGUUUUCUUUUACAUUGAGCGGUAGAUGCCUGUGUAACACAGGUUAAUUUACCCACAGAUGUAAUGUCAGAAAAUUCCACCCGUGGAGGGAUGAAAGCAAAGGUUUCCAAAUAUUUUUUUUUAAAAAGAACUUGCGGGGGAUAAAAGUUAUGUGAGAACAAGCUGUGGCUGACACAGGCGCAUACAAAGCAAACUAUUAGAAAUUAAAGAUAUAAACUGUUAAAAGUGUGAUUAGUAGUUAGUAUCUACCCUACUUGAAAACCUCAGGGUCAGACCCCUGGAGGAGAGAUAAUAGUGAUAAAAGGUUCAGUGAAUGUACAGCUAUAACAAGCAGCAGCUAAAGUGAGACAAUAUCGGCAGAGAUGAUCUCUACCGUGUAACCAGGAAUUUGUUCUGUGAAAUCAUUCCAGGGGAUUUGGUCAGGUAUUUUUUGAGUUAAGUAUUGUGAAACGACUUUCUGUUUAUGACCCACCAAUUAAUCCAAUGAAUCAAGAAACAAGAUGGCAAGCACCUAAGAUGGAAGAACCAGUGUAGGAAUGAAAUGUUUCAAGAUGUAGAUGAUUUAAUAGUGUAAAAAUUUAUUUCUCAUUCGAAGGUUCUAAAUUUGAUUUAGAAUUGUUGUGAAAAGAGUUAAGCAAUAUAUAUUUUUUAAUUUAAAUUUGUGGACAUACUGACCUGGAACUGAAACUGAAGUUAACCAAAAUACUUAAGAAUAGGAAUUCAAUUAGUUUCCUAACUAACUAGGGAUAAAUAAAAAGGAAAGGUUUGUCAAUUAAUCUUUAAAUAGGGAAUAACACUAGAUCUAAUUAGUUAGAGAAAUUGGAGUCAUAAAGGUUACUCUAAUGAAUAUCACUAAUUCUACCUAAGAAGGAAUUUUGUUUUCAUGUUGGAAUUUUGAGUUAUUAUUACUCAUGUAAAUAUUUUAUAUAUAGUUGUUUUUAUAAAGUUGCAUCCAGAAGUGUUUUUUUUCUAUUCUCUGCCUCCUUCUGAUACCUAGAGCUUCUGGUGGCUUACUAGCACCUAUGUAAGUAGAUUUUCUCAUAAAGAGUACGGCGACCAAUCACAUGAGAUAUGACAACUGCUACACAGGUGUUACACCUGGAAUGGGCUGCUGGGAGUAGUGGUGGAAGUGGAUGUGAUAUGUUUAACAGGUAGUUACAUACAGGAAUUUAAAAACUGUUCCACAUGGAAGGUUAGUUAAGAAGGUUCAGUCGUUAGGUAUUAAUGCUGGAGUAAUAAAAUGGAUUCAACAGUGGUUAGAUGGGAAAUGCCAGAGAGUAGUGGUGGAUAAUUGUUUAUCGGGAUGGAGGCCGGUGACUAGCGGGGUGCCUCAGGGAUCUGUUUUGGGCCCAAUGUUGUUUGUAAUAUACAUAAAUGAUCUGGAUGAUGGGGUGGUAAAUUGGAUUAGUAUUGAUGCCGAUGAUACUAAGGUAGGAGGUGUUGUGGAUAAUGAGGUGGAUUUUCAAAGCUUGCAGGGAGAUUUAUGCCGGUUAGAAGAAUGGGCUGAACGUUGGCAGAUGGAGUUUAAUGCUGAGAAGUGUGAGGUUCUACAUUUUGGCAGGAAUAAUCCAAAUAGAACAUACAGAGUAAAUGGUAGGGCAUUGAGGAAUGCAGAGGAACAGAGAGAUCUAGGAAUAACUGUGCAUAGUUCCCUGAAAGUGGAGUCUCAUGUAGAUAGGGUGGUGAAGAGGGCUUUUGGAACGCUGGCCUUUAUAAAUCAAAGCAUUGAGUACAGAAGUUGGGAUGUAAUGCUAAAGUUGUACAAGGCAUUGGUAAGGCCAAAUUUGGAAUAUUGUGUGCAGUUCUGGUCACCGAAUUAUAGGAAAGAUAUCAAUAAAUUAGAGAGAGUGCAGAGACGAUUUACUAGGAUGUUACCUGGGUUUCAGCAAUUAAGUUACAGAGAAAGGUUGAACAAGUUAGGUCUCUGUUCAUUGGAGCGUAGAAGGUUGAGGGGGGAUUUGAUCGAGGUAUUUAAAAUUUUGAGAGGGAUAGAUAGAGUUGACGUGAACAGGCUGUUUUCAUUGAGAGUAGGGAAGAUUCAAACGAGAGGACAUGAUUUGAGAGUUAGGGGGCAGAAGUUUAAGGGAAACACGAGGGGGUAUUUCUUUACUCAAAGAGUGAUAGCUGUGUGGAAUGAGCUUCCUGUAGAAGUAGUAGAGGCCAGUUCAGUUGUGUCAUUUAAGGUAAAAUUGGAUAGGUAUAUGGACAUGAAAGGAGUGGAGGGUUAUGGGCUGAGUGCGGGUAGGUGGGACUAGGUGAGAUUAAGGGUUCGGCACGGACUAGGAGGGCCAAGAUGGCCUGUUUCCGUGCUGUGAUUGUUAUAUGGUUAUAUGGAAUAUACAUGGAUGUGGGUCAUGUGCAGACAGUGGGGAUUUGGUUCAAUUCAGCAUUGUUUUCAAUGCAGACUUAAUGGGCUGAGGGGCCUGUUCCUGUACAAUUCUACAUGUGUUCACAGAUUAUAUACCUUCAGAUAAUAUUUGUUUGUAUUUCAUCAGAAAAAUUGCAUAUAGCCCAAGUCCAACAGUGCUGAUGUGUACUGUUGGUCUGUAUAAGCUUUACAGACUUUUCUCAGUUAUUGAAGUAAAAUGGAAAUAAUACAAAUAUCUCUGAACAUGGUUCAACUACAACUUUCUACCCAUAAUUAAUCUUUUAAACAAGUAUAUUUUUAACACUGCCAGUGUUUCAAAAACUGCAAGGAAUUAAACGCAGUAAAUUGUUGGUUAUGCCAGAAAGCCAUUUCUCAACUGUGAAGAAAAAUGUACCUUACUAAAAAUAUAUGGAAGAGUAAAGGUUGGAGCCAACUUCUAAUUGAAUAUUUAUUACAGACUAUAACAGCAGAGAGAUGUAUUAAUACAAGUAUGCUUUUUACCUUGUAGAUAUAUUUAAAUGCUCACAAUGAGUCAGAGGUGAAGUGUUCUGUUAUGAAGGACCACUCUUAUCAAGUGAAGGAUAAUGCCUAGACUCUAUAAAUCUACACUCUAUUCUGGUUUUUGUGGGUGCAGUCUACUCUUAUGCACUGAAAUACAUCAUAUUUAUUUAUUUUCAUGUUUAAAAUUUGAUCCUUAUCAGUAGUAAAGUACAGCAUUAGAGAUUUAAUACAAUUGUUUGCUGAGAGAUGAUGGAUAUUUAGCAUUUUUUUAAAAAACAAAACAAAGCUGAUUUUGGCCUCAUCAUGGAGGGAAAUAAACCAUUGAUGUGUUUUGGGCUGAGACUCUUCAUCAGUACUGGAAAGGAAGGGGGCAGAAGCUAGAAUAAGUUAAUGUGGGGGGUGGGGGGUGCAAGUUGACAAAUGAUAGAUGGAUUCAUGAAUUCCUGUACUGCCAUGAUGGGGCCAAACUCAAGUUUUACUGACGUGUUCAUCUCCUCCUUCUGGUUCUUUCUUCCAUUUUAACAUGGUCCACUAUCAUUUCCUGAGUCCUGACGAAGGGUCUCGGCCAGAAACGUCGACAGUGUUUCUCCUUAUAGAUACUGCCUGGCCUGCUGUGUUCCACCAGCAUUUUGUGUGUGAUGUCCACUAUCAUCUCCCAUUAGAUUCUUUCAUUAUCUCUUCAACUCUUCCACCUAUCCCUUCCCAGCUUCUUAUUUCAUUGUCCUCCAUGGCCCACCCACCUUCCCCCUUACCUGGUUUCAUCUACUACCUGCCAGCUUGUGCUUCUUUCCUCACCAUCUUAUUCUGGCUUCUGCCCCCUUCCUUUCCAGUCCUGAUGAAGGCCCAAGGCCUGAAAUUUGACUGUUUAUUCACCUCCAUAGUUGCAACCUAACUUGCUGAGUUCAUCCAGCAUUUUGUGUGUCAAGAUUUCCAGCAUCUGCAGGAUCUCUUGUAUUGGAAAUACUCAGCAGGUCAGGCAGUGUCUGUGGUGGGAGGAAAAUAAGGGUAGCCAGCUUUUGCGGUUUAUAUGAAAAAUAAUCAUCUGACGUUGUUGAAUUCACUGAGUCCUGAGGGCUGGAACAUGCCUCGUUCUGUUCUGGUUCAUUUGCUGUUUACAUUUCCUCCAGAUAGAUCAGCUGCACUUCAGUUCUCUCCACCUUCGGUGUUACGAGCACUGUCACCAUCACUUAUGCUUCGGUCAUCACCCUGGCACAGACCCAAUCCUCUCCUUGUUAUACAGGCUGCCUCCCAUUUCCACUCUGUCCUUGAUAACUCAUUUCCUCUUCAUAGAUGCUGCUCGAUCUGCUGAGUUCACCCCAUUUGUUUCUGACUCUUCAGGUUACCUUCCUGCGCUCCACUCUUCCCACUCUGCAGCGUGAAACAUCUUGGGUUAUAACUCUCCCUGAUCCUGAUGAAAGGAUAUGUUCCCCUCCGCAAGCCUCUCGGUCUGACUUGCAGGGUAUUUACAGCAUUUAGUAAGGAAGCUGGAUUUCACUCUGAAAAUUUUAGCUGUGUUUUAUGAGUACUGGAUGCACAACAUGUCUGUAGCUUAAGUUAAUACAUGAAUGCAGCAUAUACUUACUAGGUUUUGUCUUUGAACAAUAGGAAUUUUAAGGUGGCAAAUGAGGUGCCAAUCAAGUAAGCUGCUUUUUACAGACUGUAUAUUGUAUCUGCACCCCAGAAAAAGAUGCAGUAUUGUUGCAGUGUAAAUCUAAUACAAUAUAUUGAAGUGACAUGUUGUUUUCUGCUGAAAGGCAAGGUGUUCUGGCCCUUUUUAUGUAUGACCUUCAGGAGAGGCAAUCACCAUCCUGUUUGACUAGUGAGAAAUCACAAGGAUAAAGGAACUAUUUAAAAACGAUUAGAUAGCCUUUUGCUUAUGUACUUCCCUUUAUUUGCUUUAGCCAUUUGUCCACUUUAGCCUGUUGACUCCCAUAUAUAAACACACACACACAACUCUUGCACAGCACUGUAUGAAGUGCUUAAAGAGGGAAAGAAAAAGUGGUAACUUUUAGAACUUUUUACUGCUUUUUAAGGAUAGCUCAAGAGUAUCUGAGGUGACUUUUUAGACAUUAACAUUUUAUGUGCAAAAAACAGUUGAAGUACUUAUCUCAAAUGAAUACUAAGUGCAUUCUGUUGCUUUUCUUAACUAGUUUGUUUUUAUUAUUUCUA
Molecule: messenger RNA, 8276 nt
Organism: Hypanus sabinus (Atlantic stingray)
Lineage: Eukaryota; Metazoa; Chordata; Chondrichthyes; Myliobatiformes; Dasyatidae
Exons: 2
Coding region: 4591-5493 (300 amino acids)
Source: RefSeq, a predicted model, not a curated record